Carcharodon carcharias (great white shark) is the source of this 2148-nucleotide messenger RNA. RefSeq names its product tachykinin-3-like. Gene Ontology annotation, biological process: tachykinin receptor signaling pathway; positive regulation of blood pressure. The record is from RefSeq and is a predicted model, not a curated record. The coding region runs from base 142 to 519 and encodes 125 amino acids. NCBI's taxonomy places the organism in Eukaryota, Metazoa, Chordata, Chondrichthyes, Lamniformes, Lamnidae. The transcript has 7 exons.
AUAAGGGAAGUGCUGUAGCACAUGUAACCCAAUUGGAGCCAGGCAAAAGACGGGUUUGGGAGCAGUGAAUCUACCAGAAGAAAGUUUUCAGUGUGCAGUUUGAGUUUCAGUUCAAGUCACCUGACAGAGAGACUGGCCAGAAUGAAAGGUUUAAUUGCUUUGGCCGUGCUGUCCAUCUUGCUGCAAAUGUCUCAGGGAAGUCAUGAUGGACAGUUGGCAAAUGGUGGAGUCCUGACCAAGGGAAACUUGAAUGCGGAGAAACUACCCCUCCUCUUCCUGAAGCGUUUCUAUGAUGGUCUCUCCCAUGAUGGAUUUGUGGGAUUGAUGGGAAGGAGAAUGGCUGGUACAAAGGAAAGUCCUGUGGCUCGGAAACGGGACAUGAAUGAUUUCUUUGUUGGCCUGAUGGGAAGACGCAACAUGGAAUUUGAUACAUCAACUACUCUAAAUAAAGAUGUUCCAGAGACAAAAGGACCCAGUGCUUCCUCCAAGUGCAAGCUGAGGGCCUGCAGGUCCAUUUAACUGGUCAAAGGAAUUGGGACCAUUUGAAGAAAGUGAUGUCUCCAUCUACCAAAGUGCACACCUUUCCAAAUAAACCCUGAAAUUUGGUCUUUUUUAAAAAAAACUGAAUUAUAAUCGACAGUAGAUUUGCAUUUGUGUUCAUUUUUGUAUGUGGAUUCAUGGACACUAGUUUGAGGGGUUCAGUGACCAGUGAUAAACGCAAUUCUCAAGCUGCCUCGUUUGCGGCUCCAGUUUGUGUCCUGCGUUUUUCUCCAUCUCCGGUGUUGUCCGCUGCAAGUAAAUACUCCAGCAAUCCUUUUUCUUUAAGCCAUUGCUAAAAUUCGAAGAUAUUGUUGUUAUUAUCUCUCAUCCCUGUGCCUCUGCCACUCUGGAGAUCAGCAUUGCCUUGAUCUCUGCAAACACUGUCCCUGAUGUUACACCUAUAUAUGCUCUGUCGCUUGAACUGCUGCCAUCAACUUAUCCAGACAGUAACAAAUGCACAACAGCCCUUCCGACUUGAAGUAUUCUGCCUACGGAACGUUACCUUCCUCAUCCCAAUCAGCCUCGUGACUACUUUCUUUACCUGCAGGAUCUAAUUAGGCAUUUCGUUUCCCAGAAAACACAUCUGAGUUUCCACAACAUAAACACCUCUUGUUCAAGCUCCAUUUAUCCAUUUGAACAGUGCUGUUCCCCAACACACAAGCAUUUGCGUGACAUGGAAUUCCAAAGAGUUGUAUAAUUUUCCUUUCAUCCUAUUUAUAGCGAAUUACAUUUCAACAAUUCCUUUUCCCAUUCACUCCACACCAGCCUUCCAAUCUGGCAGCUAGUGACAAUUUGAGAGUCUCCCGAUGCUCUCAACAUAGGUGAGAAAGAAAAAAAUACAUUUUACUCAACAGGCCCAAAUUUCUGUAAAUUUAACCAAAUCUUGUGCUCUCAGUAAUCUAAGGUAGUGUGAUCAUUGAGUGAAAAUAGACCCUUUCUUGCCUCUGCAAGGAUUAAUAUCAGUCACGUCACAAACUUUCUUAACAGAGCAAGUACCAAACCAGUUCAUUCAUGGACAGUCAUUUACAGAAGCAAGCAGCAGCAGCCUAGAGGGGCUAAACAGGCAGUUAAGCUUCAUUGCUUGACUUUCCUUCCAGGAUAAGAUGGAUAAACACUCCAUCAGAUUGAAGCAUCUGCUUGAAUAUUACUGCUUUCGGUGCUCCUUCAAAUUCUCUAGCUGUUAUGUUUCCUCUGUACCCAUUUAAGAGGCAAAGCUGGAACUAAUCCAGGCAUCAAAAUUAUUGCAUUGUUAGACGCCUAAACUUUUAAACUGUCCUUGAGAAGUCUGUUUGUGAGACGGAGGCAUUUUACUCAAAAGAAACACUAGAUGCCUCCCCACUACACACACCCCUUCCCCCCAAAUACAUACCACAAACACAAUAAGGAUAUACUGAACACCUGUGGUGUUUAACACAUGCUGUCUAGGUUAGUGUUAUUCUGAUUGGAUUCUAUUGUAGCCUAGAGUGAUCUGUUCAUUGUUUCUAGUAUUUGGAUGUGUUAGGUGACUGGUAUCCUUGCUGCUGUUAGUAAUUAACUGUACUGUCUUAAGCUUUAUUCAAACAAAUUGUGCAGUUCUAAAAGAAUAAAGCCCAGCAUGUAGUUACAGAA